This is a messenger RNA of Amphibalanus amphitrite, 1366 nucleotides long. Its product is annotated as nucleoredoxin-like protein 2. The transcript has 2 exons. Lineage: Eukaryota; Metazoa; Arthropoda; Thecostraca; Balanomorpha; Balanidae. Bases 280 to 723 code for a protein of 147 amino acids. The record is from RefSeq and is a predicted model, not a curated record. Gene Ontology annotation, biological process: sensory perception; photoreceptor cell maintenance.
GUGCACACCUCUCACAGAGCUGGCAGUCGGCCGGCUCUGAGCUGCACUGCGCAUGCGCAGCUGACGUCACUGUCGGAGCUGGGCGGUGGUGACGACUGGUGCUGCAAACGGUGACUGGUGUCUUGGUGACGACCCGGCGGCUGGUGACUCAGGGCGCGGUAGGCACGGGAAGCUGAUAAAUACCAGAUUGGUGACCAAGAGGCAAGCAGUUCGCGAGGAAUCGCCGCCGGCGCAUCAGCUUCAGACAGCACCAGUCCCACAACCAAGGUCAAGCUCGCCAUGGACACUCUGAAGUCGACCCAGCUGCAGAAGGGAGCCUCUGGCGGCCUCGUCGCCGGCUCUGAGGCUCUCGCCGGCAAGAAGGUGAUCGGUAUCUACUUCUCGGCGCACUGGUGUCCUCCGUGCCGCAUGUUCACGCCGGUGCUGAAGGACUUCUACGAGGCGCUGCUGGAGGCCGGCUGUGAGCUGGAGGUGGUGUUCGUCUCGUCGGACCGAUCUCCGGCCGACAUGGCCGCCUACAUGAACGAGGCGCACGGCGAGUGGCUGGCGGUGCCGCACGGCAGUCCGGCCGCGCAGCAGCUGAAAACCGAGUUCCAGGUCAGCGGCAUUCCGACCCUGGUGUUCCUGAGAGCGGACGGCACGGUGGCGGAGCGCGACGGGCGCUCAGUCGUCCAGGGCAAGGGACCCACCAAGGCCGUGUUCGACCAGCUCGCCGGGAACUAGGCGGGAUCGCCGGCACUGCAGGGAUGGACCGACCACCGCCGGGGGGGGGGGGGAGGGGGCCACUGGGACUGCCGCAGUGUGGGGAAUGGGGCUUACGCACGUGCGAAAAUUCGCCCAGCCUUAUCUGCUUUAAAGCUAAGCUAUGCCCGUGAAUGUUUCCCAUGUUGGGAAGUUGGUACAAAGAGGCUUCAGUAAUCCCAAACUUUGGAAGAAUUUCUGAUCUAUGUUUGGCUCGUUUUUGUUACUAUCGGAAGAAAACGAUAUUCUGAAAUAUUUAAAAAGAGUUUUUGGCUCCUCCAUCGAGUUGCAGGGCGUAGUCUCGCUUUAAUUGUUAUGCACUAAAAUUAGAAUAAAAAAUGCAUGUGCGUUGUGCUAAAAUAGAGCGCGAUUGGCCCAUGGUAUUUUGUUGGAUAUUCGUGUUGAAGUCUUUGAACAGUUUACAUACGUUUUUAUGUGUGGCGUCUGUCGUUUUGGAAGUAAGCAUACCUACACAAAAAUCAGGGAAUCAGGGCAUGCCUUUAAUUUCUGCUAACUACCACACUUUUGGGUUGUUCCCGAAGGCGACCCCCUGAGACAUUUGUGUUGUGAUUUUGUACUGUCGCUUUAGCGCCUGGUGUGAUGAAAUAUACAAAGACGAACAGAA